CGCGUUUUACUCAAAAGAUGUUGUAUUAGCGCAGCAGACCGUAGUGACACUUCCGGAGGCCAAAUCUGAACCUGCAAAAUGAGUCAAAAUUUUGAGCGGUUCUGUUAGUGUGUUUAUGGACUCAACCCGGGAAAAUGCUACCGAAGAGGGGAUGUUUCCUGUUGUUUUUGUCAUGGCUCGGAUCUCUGCGUGCUCAGGAUGAGAAUAGUGUGGAGUUUUCUCUGGGAAUGUUCCAGAAUGUCAGUGUUCCAACGAAUGGGACGGUUCAAGCCGUCGUUUCCCGAAUUCCUCCAGACGUCUCAUUUAUCACGCUGCAGUUUCACACACAAUACCGUAAUAUCACGCUCUCAUACACACUGGUUCCAGUUUAUGGUCAGUCACUCACAGCAGUGGAUGCUGGUCUGUUGUCCACCCUGUUGCCCACUCAGGCCGCACUCUCCUGGUUCAUGCAUACGCCAGAUGGGAACAGUGUGACGGGGAUUGCUGUGGUACUGCCAUAUACAAGCACCGAUCCUGUUCCAGGUGCAUGUAAUCAGGAAUUUCCACUGGACAUUGAUCCAAACAUUUACCUGCAAUACAACCUGUUUGAGACCACUAUCAGCUUUGCGCCUGCUAACAUCGGAUAUGCGAGAGGAGAGACUCCGCCAGCAUGUGAUGUGGACAUGGGCUCCAGUACUCGUUGGCGGCUGGUGUAUGAGGUGUAUCAGUAUUUCCUGACGGAAGGUGACCAAUCAUGGCAGAGUCUCAUCAGCGGCAUGGAGAGAGUGGCCAAUGUGAAGAGCAUACGGGACAAUAGCAGAAAAGUGUUGUUGUUGUCAUCUCAUGAUCGGACGCAGCUGUCGUUUAACACUCUGCCCGGUCAGGGUGUGGUUUUCUCUGUGGUUGUAAGAGAUCCGGUGCUCAACACGUCAGCGUCAUACAUCCCUGUGCACACGUACGCCUGCAGCUUCAACUCCACGCUGGACGGCUGCAAUACUUUAGGGCGAGUUUCCACUAAAUUGUUUUUCAAUGUGAUUGGGGUGGCGGGGUUGUUUGUGUGUUUUCUGGGACAUCGCUUCUUCAAAUGUGAGCUGUUCUGCAUGGGAUUUGGGUUUAUGGCAUUUUUCUUCUUUGUCUUGAUUACCAGCACCACAGCGCUGGAAUAUGACCUUCGAUUGGCUCUGACGGCAGUUAUGGGUGUGGUCGGGGGCGUGGUCCUGGUGAUGAGCUGGUGGCGGUCUGGCUCUGUCAUGGUUUGCAUCUUAGUGGUCGGACUUAUUCUUGGAUUUCUCGUCUCAUCUAUCAUCUUUUUCACUCCACUUGGUGACCUUCCUAUAUUCCAUAAUGAUGUGGUGUUUUGGGUUGUGUUUACCUGCAUUAUGGUGGUUGUUCCUCUAUUCUUCAUCAGGUGGCCCAGAGAGGGUAAUAUAAUUACGUGUGGAGCGGUUGGUGCGUAUACAGUGAUCCUUGCCAUCAAUGCCUACACCUACACCAGUCUCUCCUACAUCACACUAGACGUUCUCAAACGCUUCCUCAACCACAACUUCAGUCGAGCGUUCAUCUCUGUUCCACUGCAGGACAUCGAUUUCAUCUUGAUCACCGUGUGGGUGGUUCUCGGGGUUUCUGGCAUCGUUGUGCAGCUGUAUCGCGAGCGGUCACGCCCGUUUUUCCCUCCAAGCCCGUAUGUGAUGUGGAAGCAAGAGCGAGAGCGCAGGAAGACCAACGUUCUGGACCCCAGUUAUCACAAGCCCUCUCUCCCUGCCCGAAUGCUCGGCCAUGUUCGCCAGCUCACGCGUCGCACAGAACCAGCCGGCGAAAGCACACCCCUCCUCUUUUAACCCUUGUGACUUUUGACGGAAAAGACGAUUUCCCCCUCCAGAUAUUUAGCCCUCAGUCCUGUGGAGAUGCUUUUUGUAACAACCAUAAUGAGGAUGCUGCUCUAUUUAGUGUCUGGAGACUCUUACCACAGCACAUUGGUGUUGGACUGAGCAUGUGCACUAGUGUGAGCAUGUGUUGGGAUAUUUAGAGUGCACAAUUCCCCUCAAUGCUGACUGCCACCGGUAUUUGAUGAUGUCAUAUACUGUAUAUACUGUUUAGCCAUUGGUUGAUUAUUGUUUAAUAUAUACAGCUGCCACAGAGUGAUUUUAGAUGCAUUUUAGCAUGUGACAUGGCACAGGUUGUUAGAUUUUGAACAGUAAAUAUUUUUAAAUGUUUUUAUAUUAGGUCUAUGUAUGUACAGGGUAUCAGCGCAACAUUUGAGAUUCGGAAUGAUGGUUUUCAAAGACAUCCAGAAGUUUUGUGACGUUUAUUUUUAAAAUGAAUGUAUAAUACUGUGAGUUCUGACCAAAUGAAGAAGGGUACAUUAGUAUGGCUGAUGUUUGUGUUGAUGUUCGGUGUCUUAGUGAGAUUCUCUUUAGAGAUUUCCCUUUAUAACAGAAUGUGUAGCUCUCUGGGAGACACAAGCCCAAGUAUAAUGUUUUCUGCAGCUCUGUAAACAACAGGAUGCAUGUAUUGAAGAUUCUUCUCUCAGGGUUUCUUUGUGUAAUCUCUCACGGACGUGAACUAAUCAAACAUCUCAUCUGUUAUCCAAUCCUGUCCCUGGAGGAGCCCAACACCACACAUUUUGGAUUUCUCCUAAAUCUUAACACACUUGAUUCAACCAGCUCAUUAGUAGAGGCGUCAUCACCUGAAUUUGGUGUUUCAAAUAAGAGAGACAUCCAUAAUGUGUAGUUAUGUGGACACUUGGACCAGGAUUGAGAAGUAAUGUUUUAAAUAACAGUAUAAGUUAAAAUAGUAGCUGUAUGUAUUAUUGUAGUAUUUCUGUUUUUGUCUGAUUUUUAAAUGAUUCUCUAAACAAGUAAAAUGUUAAUAAAGUUGUAAAGUUUGUA
Messenger RNA from Xyrauchen texanus (razorback sucker), 2867 nucleotides. RefSeq names its product transmembrane 7 superfamily member 3-like. The coding region runs from base 135 to 1817 and encodes 560 amino acids. The record is from RefSeq and is a predicted model, not a curated record. The transcript has 12 exons. NCBI's taxonomy places the organism in Eukaryota, Metazoa, Chordata, Actinopteri, Cypriniformes, Catostomidae.